Messenger RNA from Drosophila subpulchrella, 1985 nucleotides. RefSeq names its product protein THEM6. The record is from RefSeq and is a predicted model, not a curated record. NCBI's taxonomy places the organism in Eukaryota, Metazoa, Arthropoda, Insecta, Diptera, Drosophilidae. The coding region runs from base 671 to 1615 and encodes 314 amino acids. The transcript is spliced from 3 exons.
UAAGCAUUUUCGAAGAAAACACCUUUUUCGUUGCUCGUUUUUUUUUCGUGUGCUUUCUUGUAAUUUAAUAAUGUGUGUAGUGUGCGCGUGCUAGUGGUUUUUCCUGUUAUUGGAAAAUAGGAAGAUAUUAAAAAUAAAUUCGGGGGUGGUGCGAGCAGAGCGGGAAGCGGAGGAGAGGACUGAAAGUGGCCGGGUGGCCUGAUGUCCCGAUGUCCGAAUGUCCUGGCCAUGAAUCGAGCCACGAAUCAACAAAUUAGGGGUUGUCCUGGUCGCGCGCGAGUGUUUCUCGAUAUGUGUGUGUGUGUUUGUGCUACACAGGGACAAUUUGGGGGUACCUAAAUUGGAAUUUUAGAAUUUAUUAAACAUAAAUAUAAUAUCUACAUCCUAUUUUUUCUGUGUGCAUCGUGUGUGUGUGUUUUGUGGGCAAGUCCUGGCCGAAGGACUCGCCUGAUGGUGAAAACAUGACCUAAUUCCGCUCAGCAUCUUGGCCAGAUUAGCCAGGACCAGAACCAGGGCCAGAGCCGCGCUUAGAAACCACCCCCGGAACCUUAACCCUCGAGCGCCGAAAGUGUCACCCUUAACCCUUAGCCCCCAAGCACUUGCCUGGCUUCCUGCUUCCGCAUUCUAAUUAGCUUGCAAUCAUUUGACAAUUUGAUUGCCCAACGUCUUGAUGAGCCCUUCCUCCCCCUUCCCAUUGCAGCGCCUCCCGUUCCGCUUGCCACGCCCCCUGGCCCGUCCGCCCACAAAUCGACCAACCUGCCAAUCUGCCAGCGGAAUGGAGCAGCUGUGCUACCUGGCGCUGAGCGUCCUGCUGGCCAUCGUGGUGCUGUACGGACUCCUGGAGCUCCACUACUUCCUGCGCAUGUGCAUCUGUGUUGUGCUGGCGCGGUUUGUGAAGAGGCGCUGCCACAUCCUGGACGCCACCACGGUCAACGGACUCUGUCUCACCAACGAUGUGGAUACGUUGUUGUACCACAUGAACAACGCUCGAUACUUUCGUGAGCUGGACUUCGCCCGCGUGGACUUUUACGAGCGGACCAAUCUGUACCGCACCAUCACAGGAAUGGGCGGAUCCGUUUUUCAGGGGGCGGCCACCAUCCGCUACCGCCGCUUCAUCCGCCCCUUCCACCGGUUUAACAUUGUGUCACGGAUUAUUUACUGGGACGAGCAGUCGCUGUUCAUGGAGCACCGAUUCGUGCGUCCGUCGGACAAGUUUGUGCACUGCAUCGCCAUCUGCCGGCAGCGGGUGAUCGACGUCUCCAUGGAGGCGGUUAUGGCGGAACUCCUGCCCAGGACCUCCUCCAAUGGAUUCCGGGCGUCGGCGUCGCCUUCGCUGGCUGCGCCCUCGUCGGCGGCGGCGGCGUCGGCGGCGGCGUCUGGCGGUAUUAGCAAUCCGGCGAUGGACACUUCGCUGGCGGAGAAUGGACAUGGGACGAACGGAGGGGGGGCGACGGGUGCCGGUGCGGUUGCCGCUGGCGCUACCGCUACCGCUGCCGGUGCCACGCCCACGACGGCGGCGCACUGCCUCAAGCUGAAGCCCUCGCUGCCUCCGGAGCUGUCCAAGUGGAUCGAGUACAACGACAUGUCCAGCAAGAACCUGCGCAGCGGCUGCUGACUGGAGUCGUUGGAAUCGCCAAGGGCGGAAGUGCAUGUGCAACCGGAAACGGAAUACUCUAAUAUUAACCCAUUUUUUGUCUCGCGUGCUUGUGUGUGUGUGUGUGUGCGUGCUAAUGUGUGCUAAUGUUUAAUGUCUAAGUGUGUCCGUGGAAUGUGUAAAUUGUAAGCUAUGUAAGUGUCUGAAAAACAAAACAAAAAAAAAUCCCGCCCUCUUUUGGCCUUAACUAAUUGUAUAAUUACCUAGAGAUCAGCCACGCCCCCUGAACAAACAAAAACAAAGCCCCUUGGUAGUCCACAGUAUGUAAGUUACGAUGUACAAUGAUUGUUUAGUAAAAUGAACAACAAAAUCUUGAAAAGAUGCAACCAAA